Messenger RNA from Diachasma alloeum, 930 nucleotides. RefSeq lists its product as uncharacterized. The transcript has a single exon. Lineage: Eukaryota; Metazoa; Arthropoda; Insecta; Hymenoptera; Braconidae. The record is from RefSeq and is a predicted model, not a curated record. Bases 1 to 930 code for a protein of 309 amino acids.
AUGAGGAGGCCUAGUGCGAGGAGCACUUCAGGCCCACUCACUCCAGGGACAACUCAGGCCGUUAAGUUGCGUGUUUUGCUCCAGCUUGUCGAAGACGAAGGGUCGAAGUACCCUCUCUCUGUGGAACGGCUUAUCAAGGGGAGAUAUGUGGACGAUAUAUGCGGAGGAGCUGAUUCUGAAGACGGACUUCUUCGAACAGCUCAUCAGGUAACUCGACUUUGUUUGUCAGGCGGCUUCCCAUUAACCAGAUGGAAUUCAAAUAGUCCAGCUCUGCUUAAUUCGCUCAGUCCUGAUAGCGCCCCUCAAGGACAUCGAACCUUCGAAGACAAGGACUCACCCGCCAAGAUCUUGGGGGUUUCAUGGCAUCCCGGCACGGACCGCUUCACCUUUUCAAUCUCACUGCCUAAAACUGACUCAAUCACGAAGAGAAUCAUCCUCUCGGAAAUCACUCAACUCUUCGAUCCACUUGGCUUCCUAAUACCAGUGGUAAUUCACGCCAAGAUCUUAUUACAAGCUCUUUGGAUCGAGAAACUGGGAUGGGACGAACCAGUUUUCUCGAUAACUGCCAAGCAAUGGGGGCAAUUCAGGAACGAACUCACGCAGUUGUCGAAGAUCACGAUACCUCGGUGGAUUGGACUGCUCACAGACUCCGUUAUGGAAAUACACGGAUUCUCCGAUGCCUCACAACUCGCAAUGUCAGCCGUAGUUUAUCUCAAGGUCUUCAACAAAAAUGAAGAACUUCGAAUCAUACUCGUCUGCUCCAAUACUAAGGUGGCAUCGCUCAAGAGGCUGACAAUUCCACGCCUGGUACUCACUGCAGCUCUUCUCCUGGCCAAGUUGGUCAAAUACGUUCAGGAACAACUCAACCUCACUAAUACCACCACCUAUCUCUGGACCGACUCAUCGGUCACACUGACGUGGAUCAACUGA